Molecule: messenger RNA, 1071 nt
Organism: Cucumis melo (muskmelon)
Lineage: Eukaryota; Viridiplantae; Streptophyta; Magnoliopsida; Cucurbitales; Cucurbitaceae
Exons: 4
Coding region: 105-746 (213 amino acids)
Source: RefSeq, a predicted model, not a curated record
AGGUAAAGCCCUAAUUUAUAUGGGGAUUAGGUAAUUGAGUGGUUACCCAACUCCUUGAGUAGGAGGAAACAAAUUUUAUAGCGAGGAAGAAGGAAGGGGAGAAAAUGGCACUGGACGGUAGCGGCAAUGGAGAUGACUUCUCUGUAGGAUCUUUCUUCUCCAUUAAGACCACCUUAGGAGAUGAAUUUCAAGGACAAGUCAUUACCUUUGACCGCCCCUCCAACAUCCUCGUCCUUCAUAUCCUUUCUCCAUUUCUAAUUUUUCUUUUUGUCUUUCUUUUUUUCUUGAAUUCCUUGACUGUCUCUUUCUUCUGUUGUUAUUUUUGUGAUUUGAUACAGGAGGGUUCUAAGCCAGGACCUCGUAGGAACAUAAGGCUGCUGAAGGCCAAUUAUAUUAAGGAAUUUUCGUUUUUGGGACAUGGCGAAGAUCCUCUUGAUCUCAAAAACUGUUACCUCGAUCUCAAUACUCUCCGUGCCCGAGAAGAACUAGCUAUUAGGCAAGCUGAGGCCGAAGCGGAGAGGAUAGGAGUGGGUGUCACUAGCGAGGCUCAAAGUAUUUUUGAUGCCCUAUCUAAAACGCUUCCUGUUCGUUGGGACAAGACUGUCAUAGUUGUAAUGAAUGAAGUACGUGUUAACAGUCCUUACCUACCAGACUCUGUUUCCGGAGGCACCCCUGCUGCCAAUGAGCGUGUGAAGAAAGUGCUUGAAUUGGAGAGGAAGCGAUUACAAGUUCGUGGUGGUCAGUGAUGGUUAUUCAUCCCUAUCCUUCUUUUCUGGGUGACAAGCUAAUUGAGCUAAGGUAUAACCCCGGCAUCUCAGUGUCAGCAAUCCCAAGGAAUUUGGUGUUUGAGUGGUAACCUAGUUGAAUUUUGGUGUUUGAGUGGUAACCUAGUUGAAUUUAGUGUUGCCAAAGUUUUUUUUGUUUAUUAGUUUAUGUAGUUGAUUUUCUCCCGUUUAUGGACUGCACUGCAUUGGACAAACUUUUUGGGUCCAUAUUUAAAGUUUCCCAGAUUUGCUCUAUUGCAAGUAUGAAACCUGAACAAAUUCAAAUGUAAUAACUGUCCUUAUUUCA